Messenger RNA from Paramuricea clavata, 1074 nucleotides. The record is from the annotation of a GenBank genome assembly. NCBI's taxonomy places the organism in Eukaryota, Metazoa, Cnidaria, Anthozoa, Malacalcyonacea, Plexauridae.
AAGAUAGAUCGCCGUCUACGAACACUAACAACUGCUUGCUACAGAAAGAGUUUGCAAGAUGCUGAAAUCCAUUAUGGUUUGACACAAUCUGACAGUUCAGCGGAACUUGUGAUUGAUAAGCGGAAAGCUACAACUCGUAAAUCUAAGCCUGUCAUGGAAUCAGCAGCACAUUGUGGUCAUUUUGGUGUGGUUGUUUUUCAGUGAGUUUCAAACACAAAUAAUUACAAUUUUACAGGUUUACAGAGAAAUGUAAUUCCUCUAGAAUGUUUAAAUGUACAUCAUUAAGAGAAAAAGCAUCACGUGGUAUACAGUGUAUUUUUUUCAUACACUAAAUAACACCUUUAAUGUAGCAUAAUUAGAGUAAUGUUAACAUUUUUUUGUACUUUGACAGAAAUAAAUUUUAUUGAACAUCAAUUCUGUGUAAUCUGUUUACUUAAGUAUCUUUUAUACAGUCUUAACACAUGGCAUGUUUUGGGUUUUUUUUUUGUUUUUUCACUCUUAUAAAUUAUAAGAGUGAAAUAAAUAAAACCAUACCAUGUGUUAAGACUGUUAGCAGGUAUUUAAUCAGUUCAUUGUUUAUUAUUAGCCGCCAUAUGAAACUGCAGAAUUGGUAAGAUGGCAUUCACAGAAUACCAACACUUAUGCUACAGCUGCAUAUAAUAGGGAAUGCUAAAAAAUAACCUGUAGUGCAAGGAAAACUUGACACGUUAUUCUGAGUGAUAGAAAAGUCAGUAUUAUGAGACCCCACCAAAACCAAUUCUGCAUUUCUAUUUAUGGCAAACACUAUUAGUAGUGGUUGUUUCAAUGCAGUACAGCAUAGCAUCACAUUUCGUAUGGUAGUACAGUGUGACUCUUUUUAUGCCAAGAUAGUAAGCCUUCCAUCAAAUAUAUUAAGAUGAAGGGUAUUGUAAUGCAACCAAGGUUCGCAGCUAUAUUGAAGUGCCAGUAACAUCUUUCAUCUCCAGAGCUAUAUCGCCAUCAUUCACCGCAUCACAUCCAGAUGUUCUUCAUCCUGUCCAUGCCAUGGCAAGAAUAUCCUCAUGUUUAACCACUUCCAUUGAUGAAAACAACUGA